Drosophila kikkawai is the source of this 731-nucleotide messenger RNA. It is a transcript of the gene pre-mod(mdg4)-Z, whose product is annotated as pre-mod(mdg4)-Z. NCBI's taxonomy places the organism in Eukaryota, Metazoa, Arthropoda, Insecta, Diptera, Drosophilidae. The record is from RefSeq and is a predicted model, not a curated record.
AUAUUUUUACAUCAAUUCACGUACACACAUACAUAGUUAAGCUUUUCCCAAUAAAAAUAUGAAAAUAAAUCAAGAGCAAACCCGUUAACACUAAGCAUUCACCCAACAUGUACGAAACUGUGGCCCGCAGAUGUUCCUGAUAAGCCGAAAGGGCGGCACACUGCUGACCAUCAACAACUUCAUCUACCGCUCCAAUCUCAAGUUCUUUGGCAAGAGCAACAACAUUCUCUAUUGGGAGUGUGUCCAAAACCGAUCGGUCAAGUGCCGCAGUCGCCUGAAAACCAUCGGCGAUGAUCUCUACGUGACCAAUGAUGUGCACAAUCACAUUGGCGACAACAGGCGCAUUGAGAAUGCCAGGGCCUCUGGCAUGCUGAUCCACAAAAAGCUGAGCUCGCUCACGGCCGCCGACAAGAUGCAGGGUUCUUGGAAGCUGGAAACCACCGAGGCAAACCAGGACCCGCAGCCUAAGAUGUAACCAUCUGCCACUUUUUAGCCAUUCCCCUUUCAUUCGACUUACAUUUUUUAAGCUAAAGCUAUUGUUUUCGUCAAGUUUAUGUCCGAUUUGUAGACUGAGUGUCCCGAGCCCAGUUAGGAUGGGUAAGUACCCUACCUGGGACUUCAUCAAUACGAGUCCUGUGAUUCGUAGAAUUAAUUCUGUUUAUGGCAAAGGGAUACAAAAUAGGAAAUUUCUAAUAAAAUCAUAUGAACAUCUAAGCUAAAUACAUUUUAAA